Messenger RNA from Closterium sp. NIES-65, 435 nucleotides. NCBI's taxonomy places the organism in Eukaryota, Viridiplantae, Streptophyta, Zygnematophyceae, Desmidiales, Closteriaceae. The record is from the annotation of a GenBank genome assembly.
AUGGGGGGGGCAAGGGCGCUGGAGGGGCUGGCGGGGGCAGUGGAGGUGGCGGUGGAGGCGGCGGAGGGAGUGGGGGUGGCGGUGGGAGUGGUGGCGGGGGUGGGGGCUUCGGUGGCGGCGGUGGAGGCGGAGGCGGCGGCGGCGGUGGCGGUGGGAGCGGAGGGGGAGGCGGUGGCGGCGGUGGCGGAGGUGGCGGCGGCGGAGGUGGAGCUGGUCCGGGUGGCUCUGCGCAGCGGGGCCGCUUCGGUGGUGGUCAGCGCCAGCAACAGCAGCGCACUCGUGAGACCCCGCCACCCCAGCAGCUUCGUGAGUGGUACGCUGCGCGUCAGCGGGGUGGGGGUGCUGGUCCUUGUGCCUACGUCUUGCGUACCGGCGACCGCACUGGUGAGCCGUGCGGUGGACCACACACCACCCAGCGCUGCUUCGGCCGCUUGA